AUGUCCAAUAAAGCUAAUAAUGUUGUAUCUGGCAAACUUUCAAGCCGUGUGCUGAAUAUGAAGUUUAUGAGGCAUGCAGAGCAGGCUGAAGAAGUAAAGAAAGAAGAAGAAUAUGCUAAAAAGUUGGUAGACUCUUCGAAAUGGACGCUUAAUGAAAAUUCUAAAUAUUUGAAAAAUAUACCGAAGCCUAGAAGGGUGGUUUCAUUGGGAUACACAUCAAUACGUGAACUCAAUUCGGUUGAGGAUGAGGCAUCGAACGAAAGUGGAGAAACUUCUGUUAGGUCAUUAAAUGCAGGUAGAAGGGUGUUUGGUACAUUAAAAGAAGCCGAACCCACAGACAAGACAACUGUUCAAGAUAACGAAUUAGAAGAACUGUGGCAAGAACAGGUAAAACCAAAACGGCUGCGGAGUGUCGAAUCUCCACCACAACCAAAAACUAAGAAAAGACGUAAAGAAAAGUAG
Molecule: messenger RNA, 462 nt
Organism: Eremothecium sinecaudum
Lineage: Eukaryota; Fungi; Ascomycota; Saccharomycetes; Saccharomycetales; Saccharomycetaceae
Gene: MPP6
Product: Mpp6p
Exons: 1
Coding region: 1-462 (153 amino acids)
Source: RefSeq, a predicted model, not a curated record